GGUGAAUUGUGCCAUUGUAAUGUUGGUAAUUUAUAGUUAGCGCCAGAAAGGAAGCUCUUUCACUCAUUCGCUUGUGAGCGAAACAACGGUCGCGCCAAGAGUACGCUACAGGAUUUGGAGGUAAAAAAUAUAUCACCGGCGAAAUUUUAGAGGACUGCUAUAAGCCCCUGCAGAUUUACGCAAAAUGUUCAGCAACGAGAGUACGGACGAGAAACAAUUGCAAGACUUCAGAAGUCGUGAAAUGAGAAGUCGUGUACGAAAUUACAAAAAACAGAUGAAGACGCUGGAAUAUUCACGGCUUCGUUCGCUGGUUCCUUCUACAGCCUGCCGGCCUCGUGUCAGCAAGAUUGAAGUAAUAGAGGAGGCGAUCAAGUACAUCGCGUUUCUCCAAGCUACUCUGAGCUCUCGCUUGGAAGAAACCAACGAAAACAGUAACAGUCAAGGGGCAGAAGAGCGGACAGAGAGCGAAAGAAAACCGAAAAUUCUCAGGCAAAAAAGACAGCGUUUCGCUUCAUAUAUGAUUAAAACCCAAAAACACACCGUACCAGCGCGACGAAAAUUUUCAAGACAAAAGACAACAGAAAGCGAACAGCCAAGAUAGAAGAGCCAUUGUGUGUAACAACGGUGGAAAAUCGAGUACGCAAGAAUAAAACUGGAAGUUAUAUAAUAAAAGCUGCUCGCUUGAGAUGGAACAUUUUUUCCCAGCGCUGUGCAGCUCACUUCAGUGCUGAUGUACUGAUUGGUUUUGAAUUUAAUUGUAGCAUUUGCGUAGCUAAACCUCAAAUUUAAAUACAUCGUGCGAAGAUGCAGGGCCGAAAGUCACUGUUAUGGAAGUAAGCGCCGAAAAGUACAAAACACGUUAGGGAAAAAACUGUUGAAGUUUAUGCUUGUAAAACGAAAACCAGGAAAAAAAGAUUUUUAGUAUCCCUAAAUCUAAUAACUUCCUAAGACUUCCUUUUCAGAAGAGCUCUGAAAAAACCUUCAGAAAAUUUUUCUUUCGAUUAGUUUUCUACGUAAAUGCAAAUGAAAGGAAACUGAAACAGACCGUCACGUGGUGAAAUUUUUUUUCGUGUGUGUCACAACGGUGUGUGUGAAUGUGUCAAAAGUUUUGCUAAAAGCUGACACCGACAAUCAUUUCACAUAAGCUUGCUGUUUUUUAGUUUUGAUUACGGUCUCAAGAACUUAUCAAUGAUCACUUCUGGUCCAUCUUCCACAAGCUGAAAAAAAAAAAUUCAAACUUCUGUUCCGCAACUAGCUCAAGUGGGUUACAAUUUUGCUUUCCGAAAGGAAGUCUUAAGAACGGCCAAUGCACGCUGAAACAUUAAAACACAUCAUUCAUUAGCUGGAAAAUUCUCCUGUUAUAAUUUUAUUUAAGAAGGAAGAGGGAGGGAAAAUAACAAAGACGAAACAUUCGAGAUGGUUGUUCAGUCAGUUUUUCCCCUUUUCCUUUUAAAACAAACGGAACUCGAAACACUGCAGCGGAACUAAUGUAUUUAUAGCUAUCUAAGGCAAAGACAUAAUAAAAUCUUUGAGG
Messenger RNA from Pocillopora verrucosa, 1534 nucleotides. RefSeq lists its product as uncharacterized. Gene Ontology annotation, cellular component: cytoplasm; nucleus. Gene Ontology annotation, molecular function: transcription regulator activity; protein dimerization activity. The record is from RefSeq and is a predicted model, not a curated record. Gene Ontology annotation, biological process: cell differentiation; negative regulation of transcription by RNA polymerase II; circadian regulation of gene expression. NCBI's taxonomy places the organism in Eukaryota, Metazoa, Cnidaria, Anthozoa, Scleractinia, Pocilloporidae.